Adineta ricciae is the source of this 1326-nucleotide messenger RNA. The record is from the annotation of a GenBank genome assembly. Lineage: Eukaryota; Metazoa; Rotifera; Eurotatoria; Adinetida; Adinetidae.
AUGGAUAUUUACGAUGUGAUUAUUAUCGGGUGUGGUUCAGCCGGUAUUGGCGCUGGGAUCGAGUUCGAAAAGAUGACAUCCAAAAGUAUCAAUUAUUUAAUUUUAGAAGCACGAAAUCGAAUUGGUGGAAGAGCAUAUACUGAUAUAACAACAUUCGGCAAGGAUAUUCCGCUCGACCAUGGUGCGCAUUAUAUUUGUCAUCAUGAAGAAAAUAAUUUUCUACGGCAAUUCUAUGUUCCAUCUGAAAAGGACUUUGUCGAAUCUGAUUAUUACGAUAAUUCAACAAUGAUUAUAUACGAUCAACACGGAGCUAUAAUCGAAGAUGAACUGAUCAAUAAAGCAACAAAGUGUGCGGAUGAUUUACUAGCAGCUGCCGAAGAAUAUCCUAAUGAAGCCCUUGACGUAUCCGUGUUUGAUUUAGUCAAUACUCAAUUAGAAGCGAUCUCCGACUCACGAUUGAAAUCACUGGUGAAGACGAAUUUGAGUUAUAUUGAAUGUCAUGAAGCUUCAGAUAUGAAACAAUUAUCCAGUAAACUAUAUGGUAAAGGUGAAGGUGAUCUACCCGAAUCGGAUCUAACGAUUACUGACGGUUUGGGUACACUAGUUCAACAUAUCGCUUCAAAAUAUAAUCUGCCGAUAAAACUAAAUUCCAUUGUUACAGAUAUCGACGCAUCCAACGACAUAGUUCGCGUAACUACAAAAAACAAUGAAUUCUAUCUAUGUCGGUAUGUUCUUCUGACAGUUCCGCUUGGUUGUUUAAAAUCAAAUUCAAUUUCGAUUAAACCUUCACUACCAACUUGGAAGAAAGAUGCAAUUGAUCGAAUGGGUUUUGGCUUGUUAAAUAAAGUCUACGUUCAAUUUUCUGAACUCUUCUGGGAUGCGACAUUACGACGGAUAACCAUCGUCGAAGAUGAAUCGCAAUUCUACUAUUGUUUACCUGAAUAUCGAAUGUUAGCAUUGUUUAUUUCAGGCUCGAUGGCUAGACGAUUUGAGCAGAAAACAGACGAACAAAUUGUCCGCGAAGUAUUUCAUUCACUUCAACGAAUUUAUCCAAAAUUGACGUAUCCUGUUAAAUGGCUCAUUACACGUUGGGGAUCCGAUCCAUUCUCCCAAGGUUCAUAUUCGAGUUUUCAUCUUGGUAGUGAUCUUAACACGGUCAAAGACCUAUCUCGCGAAACACACGAUGGUCGUAUCUGCUGGGCUGGUGAACAUACGAACUAUAACGGAUGUAUCGGUUAUGUUGAUAGUGGAUUUGAGAGUGGUAUGCGGGAAGGAAAGCGAUUGUUAGAUUCAUUUUUUGGUAAAGACAAUGUUUUGACUUCGUAA